Molecule: messenger RNA, 441 nt
Organism: Megalops cyprinoides (Indo-Pacific tarpon)
Lineage: Eukaryota; Metazoa; Chordata; Actinopteri; Elopiformes; Megalopidae
Gene: nppal
Product: natriuretic peptide A-like
Exons: 2
Coding region: 55-441 (128 amino acids)
Cellular component (GO): extracellular region
Molecular function (GO): hormone activity; hormone receptor binding
Source: RefSeq, a predicted model, not a curated record
AUCAAUCGAAACGCGCAGCAUUCAAGUCCCUUCGACUGAACUGAACGUUUCAAAAUGAUAUCAAACAUCACCAUCUAUUGUGUCUCCUCGCUGCUUCUUUUAAAUCUUGCUGGGGGUAAACCAGUGUCCAGCUUGCAGAGCCUGAAAGAGCUGUUGGGAGAAGAGAACAGUGUACCCUACGUUGAGUCGGAGGAGACCGAAGCAGAGGGGAAAGAUCUGAACGCGGAGAGUGCAGCAUUCAACGCGGGAGCGCUGCAUUCUUGGGACCCUAACGCGAGCGAUUCUGCACUUUCGGUGAAGGAAAACGCGCUCCUGCGUCUUCUCAAUGACAUUCUGUCAUCCUCCAAGCGCUCCUGGACCAGAUUCAAGAAAGGAGGUCUACGAAGCUGCUUUGGGGUCCGGCUCGAGCGGAUUGGGUCGUUUAGUGGACUAGGGUGCUAA